CAAGAGGAAGUAUGCUUCUAGACAAAGCUGUCAGCGUGCAUUUGCCUUUUCGCAAAGGCAGCAUAAAAAUAACCCCUUUCGGUCACAUGAUGGGACGCCUGAGCGGCGGAAAGCAGAUGCAAGGUGCCGCCUGCGUUUAAGAAGGCAUUUCUUUCUUUUUUUUUCCUGCGGGAGGAUCCGAUUCUGCACAGAAAGCAACCAAAACCAAAGGGGACAAUGUUAAAGCUGAGGCAAGAGUUUGACCUGCAGAGAGAUGUUGUGGUUGAUAUCCUCAGAAAGGAGGCGUCCGUCUGCAGGGUGAAAGAAUACUCUGAAGAUGUGGACACUCGUAUCCUGAACGUUGAAAGAGAUGGGAGCGUGCUUUACUGUUGGAAGGGAGGAACAGGCACCACCAGGAUCGGGAGAUAUGAUCCCAGCACCAAACAGAACAAGCUCCUCUACACGUUCGACAAACAGGUGUGUGUCAGCAGCUGCUCCCUGAACAAGGAGGAGACGUUAUUAGCUGUCAGCUUGGCACAGAACACCAGUGGACAGGAGCGCCUCAGACCAAUCUCAAAGUGCCUGACUCUGUUGAUCGAGAUCCACCCCAUAAACAACACUAAAGUCCUCAAGGCAGUGGACUGCAGAGUCAAAGUGCAGUUCCUCCAUCAAGAAACUGACUUGAAAUCUGCGCUGGAGAGCCACCUGCUGCUGUUGACUGAGGACGGAUACGUGGAUCUGUAUCAUGUACUUCUGGGAAAACAGGAAGGCUACAGAGUGGUGAUCUCAAAUCCCGAGCGUUUGUCCCGAACGGCGGAGAGGCUCGCCGAGGAUUUGUGCUGGGUCCAGUGGGACGGACACACGCAAAGGCUCUACUGUCUCACACGCAAGGACAAGUUCCUGCUGAGGGGCAUCCAGUUCUACCCAAACCAUAGCUGCGAUACUGUGCUGGAGCUCGUUUUAGAGUUGCCUGCUAAUGCAUUCCGCACGGUCAGAUUUGUAAGUCUGGGUUUUGACCACUAUCAUGUUGAAAAACCUGAGCAGGAGCUCAUUAGGAUGCAGGUGUUCACAAACCAAAUCGAAAGAAGCAUGUGCGUUUGCUACAGCCAGCCGCUAAAAGACAAAGAAGAACUGAGCUACACCGUGGUUUUAGUGCACAAAGAUUGCAGCAAGAGGUUCAGAGUGUCUCCUGGAAACGACGCGCCGUCUCAGAGUUCACCCCAGCUUCAUCCGCUCUUCAUCCCCAUAGGUUACUACAUCCUGGUGUAUCUGCAGGGUUAUUUCCUCCACUGCAUCAACACCAGGCAGCACGAGAUGCUCUGUCACUCUCUUUUCCUAACCGGUCAGGAUGUCAACUUAGGCCUGCUGCCUCGGUCGGAUGCCCUCACGGUGAUGCACAAGGAAGACGAAAGCAGCGUCCGAAUUUUGGAGCUGGCAAGAGGGUGGAUUCACCACGCUGAGCUCAGCCCCGCUUACCUGCUGCAGAUACUGAGAUCAGACGCACCUCCUGGGUGUCCCGGCAUCGGGAGCGACCCUCGCCGCCUGGCUGCCCUCCAUUGCCUGCUGAUUUUCCUGGGAAAUGACCCGAAGCUGGAGCUGAAGAUCAUCGAGUGGCUGUGUGACAACACCAACACCUUUGAAUCUUUCAAUCAGAUCCAAGAGUUCAUUUUAGCGUCUUUGUUCAGAAUGGGCUAUGAGAAGUCCCUUGGCCUGGAUAAAGUCCUGCCUUAUUCCUCUGUAUUUGAAAAAAAGGAAGUGCCAGCCUGCUUGUUGGAGCUCCCCGGUGUGUUUUGUACCACAGAGCUGCAUGUUGAGCCGGAUUUCAAAGGAAAGGCCAAGCGGCUCCAGGGUUUCUGGUCAGAGCUGCAGGGGAACACGGAGAAGACAAAAUAUCUGAAUGCUGUUCCCAACGCCAGAUACAGAACCUCGCACAUUCAGGCCGACUGGGACAAACUGCGGUCCGAGAGCAGAGCCUCCCCCCAUGUGAAUCACCUGGAGGAGAACACAAAGAAGGUUCUUUCCGUGGUUGACACCUGGUGUCUUGAUAAAAAGUUGGUGCCACUUUUUCAAGAGGAAGACCAUCAACAGAGGGCAUUCAUAGGCCUGACAGUCGACAAGCUUCGAGAACAUCUCAACAGACAUGUGCCUCAACUCGGGAAGAAGAAGAUUGAUUCUCUGGUGGUCAACUACAUAGCCAAGCUGCUGGAGCUCAUCAGACACAUGCUGGAGACAGCCUGGCUGAAGAACAAACUUGGCCCUCAUGUCUUGUGCUUGACGAACAAGGGCGGCCCGGCCGAGUGGGCCGUGUUUCACUUCAUGCUUCGGAUCCUGGAGUCCACCCGGAGUCUGUGCCUGCCCCUCCCACCCGGCUAUCACACCCUGUUUGCUGUGCUUGCUGUUCGUUGCCUCCCUCAUCACACCUUUCUACAGUACAUUGACCACGGUUUCCUGCAGCUCACCGAAUCCUUCGUGUCUCGUCUCAUGACAGAUUUGGACAACAGUGAAGCCAACGAGCGACUGAAGUUCAGCAUACUUAAGAGACUCCCUGAGCCUAUGGAGCAGAGGAUCUACCAUAUGUGGGAUCAUCCUGUCAGCUCGGCCUCAAUCUCCAGAGAUUAUGUCAAGACGCUGCUGGAGAAACACGGCAAGAAUAAGGGAUUUGCAUUCACUGGGAGAGACAAACCUGGCUUCAAACCCGAGUUUCUGCCUCUUACCUAUCUGGCAAAAAUGCUCUCUGAUAUUGAGUCACAAGCCCUGAACCCUUUCGAGGAGAAGGAAAACGUGGACGCGAGGUUUGUGGAGGAUUCGGCUCUGCUGCAGACUCUGAUCCAGCUGGGCUACGAGGAAAAAUGAUGCGAGUGGAAGGGCGAUGAAGGACGAGAGGCGGAUGGAGAGAGAGAGAGAGAGAAACAGAUGAUGAAAAUCAGUUUGGGGAAGAGCAAAUGUCUAACUGGGCCAUGAAGGCAUGAAAUGGAUUGAGGUUGGAAAUUGAGUCGAGUGUAAAACUCAUAAACAGGUUCUCACGGUUUGAUGAAAAGUUAAUGUUGGUGCGGAGGGAAUUUAGGGAGACUCUGUGCUUUUCAGGGGGGAAAAAAUAUCAAUGAUCAAAAGCUACAUGAAAGUGCAUCUCAAUAAUGUAAAAAUAUCAUUGUAAGUUAAUUUAUUUCAGUCGUUCAGAUUAAAAGGUGAAAAUCAUAGAUUCAUAACAAAUACAGACUGAUAUACUUAAACGAUUUAUUCAUAUUGAUUUUACAAAAAUGAGUUAAAUCCCAAGAAGUUGUAAUUCCUGACAAAUUUUUUAGUUUUUCACAAACUGGGCACACAUAUUUAACUCAAAUCUUACAAAAAAAAAA
This is a messenger RNA of Fundulus heteroclitus (mummichog), 3332 nucleotides long. Its product is annotated as gamma-secretase activating protein. The record is from RefSeq and is a predicted model, not a curated record. Gene Ontology annotation, biological process: positive regulation of amyloid-beta formation. Bases 217 to 2832 code for a protein of 871 amino acids. NCBI's taxonomy places the organism in Eukaryota, Metazoa, Chordata, Actinopteri, Cyprinodontiformes, Fundulidae. Gene Ontology annotation, cellular component: trans-Golgi network. The transcript has 33 exons.